AUGAAAUCGACGUUUUCUAAAGCUACCUUCGGGUUAGCUACAGCCCUUUAUGCAACUCUCACAUCCGCGGACGUAACCUCCCGCCAGGUGGGCGACUCAAACGAUAUCCAGUUCCAGUGGGGUGUCCCCGAAUCAUCUGCCAGCUCGAGCUCGGGAGCCUUCUAUGUCCAGCUCAGUGCUCCUGUCACAUACCAAUGGGUUGGACUGGGGAUCGGCUCGCGCAUGGCGGGUUCUCACAUCCUUCUCAUGUACCAGGAUGGCAAUGGGAACAUCACACUGAGCAACAGGCAGGCUGAUGGCCAUUCCAUGCCGACUACCACCACCGACGGCCAGCUUGAGCUUCUGUCUGGAACUGGUGUGCAGGACGGCAGGAUGGUGGCCAACGUCAGGGCCUCAGACCUCAACCUCCAGCUGGGUGGGCAGAAUAGCUGGAUAGCCGCCUGGAAAACCGGCAGUUCCCUAGACUCGACCAACACUGCCGCGCAGAUCUCAAAGCAUGACGGCCACUCCCAGUUUUCGAUCGACUUUGCUCAAGCAUCAAUCACCUCGGAUGCCAACCCCUUCGAGAGUAGCAACGGCACAGUAAACAACCCAAGUUCAGGUGGGAACAACAACGGUGAUAGUAGUAGUGAUGGCAACGACAGCAGCAGUGGCUCCAACAUGAAUACCAUUAUUCUCGCGCACGGUAUCAUCAUGGCCAUUGUGUUCGUUGCCAUGUACCCCAUCGGGUCCAUGCUGAUGCCUCUUGUGGGCAAGUGGUACAUCCACGGAGCGUGGCAGUUUGUCGCUUACCUCAUGAUGUGGGCUGGCUUUGGCCUGGGUUAUGUAUACGCAGAGCGGAACGGAUAUUUCUUCAACCAAACCCAUACUCGUAUGGGCACCAUCGUAGUCGCGCUGUUGGGUCUCCAGCCUCUUUUCGGAUGGUUUCACCAUUCGCAGUAUACCAAACACCAAAGUCGAGGCAUUAUCAGUCACGUCCACAUCUGGUAUGGUCGUGCAUUGAUAAUCAUCGGUAUCGUCAAUGGUGGUUUGGGUCUUCAACUCACGGGCAACACCUCGGGGAGGUACAUGAUUGCUUACUGCGUUGUCGCAGCUGUUGUUUUCGCAGCAUACAUCGGUUCCAUAGGCUUUGGUUUUCUCAAGCGCAGGAGACAGGAUGGAGGAGUGGAAGGCCGCCGCAAGAAGUCAGACUCACCGCCAGUCUCUCAGACGCGCGAAUACGCAUAG
This is a messenger RNA of Clonostachys rhizophaga, 1227 nucleotides long. The record is from the annotation of a GenBank genome assembly. NCBI's taxonomy places the organism in Eukaryota, Fungi, Ascomycota, Sordariomycetes, Hypocreales, Bionectriaceae.